GCGGGUUAUGGUUCAGUGUGCGUCGGGGAAAAGGAAGAAAUAAAGAAAAUGAACUGCAACAGCUCGUUCUGGGCACAUGUGUUCAUGACAGCGUAUUUACUAUGGGUCACGGGAUGUGUUGCACAGAAAGUCUACUUUGAUUGUGGAGCUAAGGUGGAUGUUGUGGAAGUCCAAGGCCUCAUCCUGUCUCCUGGGUUUCCCUUUAACUAUUCCUCAGGGACCCACUGUGUCUGGCAGUUCUUUGUGCCUGUCGGCCACCAGCUCAUACUGGAGAUAUUUGACUUUGAUGUGUUCGAGAGCCAUGACCCCUCCACCCAGUACACUGCGAUCUCUAACUUGAAAGUGGAAGAUGCUGAGGCUGACGAUGGGGUAACGUUCCCAUCUGGGGGUCCUGUCACAGAUGAAAAUGUGUCAAUGCUGGCUAAAGACGCCCCUGUACCUAAGGCUCAGGGGGGCAGAGCGAAAGCCCACCAGUCCUCCUUCCAAAAUGACAAGGUCAAGCAGGUGGUGGUGCAAGAGCAGUCCACCAAGAUGGAGAUCGCCAAAGUCUCCAACUCUGCUAAAAGGUCCACCUCUGACACUGCAUCCCCACAUCCCCCCUCACACCUCCUCCUACCCAGGGCCCAGGCAGCGGUGAACUCAAUCACCUCUCCUCUCCUCAGAGGCGACCCUGACCUAAAUCCUACCCCUAACCCCAGAGCAGCAGCCCCAGACCUGGCUGUGAUUGUAGACAAGGCCACCACUGCGACCUCUCCGCCCCCCACGGACACAGAGUUAGUGAGCCCUGAGACCCAGCAGUCGGUGGUGGACGCUUGCCCCCACGACGUCCUCUACAUCUCGGACCUCCUCACCUUCUCCUCGCGCUUCUGUGGCUCCAACCGGCCCUCCAGCAGCCAGCUGGUGUUUGGCUCCAGCCAGGAGAUGGUAGAGGUCAUCAUGGAGUUGAUCACCACCACCCACUGGGGCCGCGGCUUCGCCCUGCUCUUUCACUACCACAACCGGACAGAACUGGAUGGAGAUGACCCCCGGCACGCCUACGCCCCUGCCGGGGCCAGCAAGAUGGACUCUCUGCUGGCCGCCAUGAGCGGAGCAGCCUUCUUUGCCAUGGUGCUCACCAGCGCUCUGUGCAUCAUUUUCAGACCUAAACUAUGUCCGAAAUCAGCCAGCUCCUGCUCAUCCAACAACUCUGAGGUGCAGGAGGGAGUGCAGAACUCUGGAGCUGAUGUCCGUGAGCUGCAGCUGGUGGCUCCUAAUCAGCCCGGCCUGGAGGUCCCUGACAUGGCAGAGAACGACAACAACCACUCCCUCAGCAUCACACAAACAGGUUCCCCGGUCAGUGUUGGUGGUGAUAUGUCCGAGCAUGCUGAAGUGGACCUCUCAUCCAGUGGUCUCACGGAACUGGACUUGGGAACAGAUGAGGUGUUUAUCAUUUCAUCUGCGCCCAGUCCGAGCAGCAGACUGCUGUUCUCGGCCCAUACGCAGCGGGAGAGGUUUCUGAGGCACAGUGACACCGGCCCUGGCCCUGUCAGUGACUGGCCCUCUCCAGACCCGGCUGCCUCGCCCACAGAGACCCGGGCUGCCCAGGAUGGCAGUGCCAGCUGUGCCCGACCCCGGGCCUGGAGCGUCCGCACUUUCCAGGACUUCCUCCCUCCACUGCCCCAGUUACACAAGAAGUGGUGCAGUUGGAACUCCACCAGUCCCUUCACUAAGCUGGUGGACAGCGCCCCAUCCAGCUUCGUGUCAGACUGCCGUGGGGAGGACAGCAGGAAGGUAUUCUCCGACCCCCAGCUGGAGGCCCAGGAUGACAGUAACGCCUCUGACUCCUCCAUGAGUAAUGCCUCGUACCCCCUCACCCAGCCCGCCCAGAGGCAGCGCCGCCUAAACUCCACGAGCAACAUGCGGCGCUCCCACUUCACCGGGCCCUGCUUUGGCCUGCUCUCUGGGUCCAGUCUCUCAGAGAGCACCAAGACCCCCGGGGGCCCCCUCCUCCAGGCCUCCCCGUCCCAGCCCAGUAACAGUACCUCUGGGCAGGGGCAGCCGGAAGGGGUGCAGGGUGGGAAGCGCCGUGAUUUCCCAGCCGAGAACGACCACGUCAGUGUCCCUGUUUUUGCCAUCUGUGAGGAGGAGGACCGGCAGCCCCUGAUCCUGGCUGAGCACCUGGGCCAGUCCUCCAUGCUGAACGGACUGAGCUGGGGGGUGUAUGAGGCGAAGGGGCCUGCCGGCGGAAGCCCCAACCCUGGCCCUCAGAGCGCAGCCAAUGGCCCCCUCCUCCAGAGGGGGAGGUCAGAGUGGAGGCCAUGGGGGAGUCAGGCCUCAGGAGGGGCCAGUCCUUACCCUCUGCCUCACCCCUCUGACUCAUACACAGCCACCAAUACUAACGAGUUAAAGUCCACCUUUGUGCACAGCACAGCCAAUCAGAUCCAGAUGCCUUCCCUCAGCCAAUCAACAGUGCCAUGCAGUGUGACGGGCAAUGAGAUGUGACCAGUGACAGUCCAGCAUCCAGCCCAUGUGACAGGAGAGCAGACAGACAACGCAUGGACUCCUGGGUUGGCCCAGCAAAGCAAUAAUGAACUAUUUUUAGUGCCACUUUUGUACAAUGCUAAAACUUACCUUUUUGAUUACUGUAAUCAACUUAUGACAUUUCUACAUUCUUGAAGUCAAUGGCUUCAUGGUGACAAAAUUGAUGUUUUCAUAUUAGUACCCACUAUGUAUAUUUUUAUAAAGUUAAAAGGCCCAAUGCAGCCUUUUUUGAUCUCAAUAAAUAAUUUCUGGGUAACAUUUAAGUACCUUACUGUUAUAGGUUUCCAUUAAAAUGUUACGAUUUUUGUGAGCAACAGUAAGGGCCAAAUGAAUGCAAACUCCACACAAAAAAAUUAACAAUUGUUAAAACAUUUCUAGCUUCUAUGGGUAACAGGGUUGACGUGUUAUGCUCAACCCACUCA
Coregonus clupeaformis (lake whitefish) is the source of this 2942-nucleotide messenger RNA. RefSeq lists its product as uncharacterized. Bases 49 to 2481 code for a protein of 810 amino acids. The transcript is spliced from 7 exons. NCBI's taxonomy places the organism in Eukaryota, Metazoa, Chordata, Actinopteri, Salmoniformes, Salmonidae. The record is from RefSeq and is a predicted model, not a curated record.